Dioszegia hungarica is the source of this 735-nucleotide messenger RNA. RefSeq lists its product as uncharacterized. The record is from RefSeq and is a predicted model, not a curated record. Lineage: Eukaryota; Fungi; Basidiomycota; Tremellomycetes; Tremellales; Bulleribasidiaceae. The coding region runs from base 1 to 735 and encodes 244 amino acids. The transcript has 3 exons.
AUGCCGUCUACCUCGGAGAACUGGAUGACACAACGCAGGAUAGAAUCCGACGCUAUAUUGAUGUAUGAACGCGGAGCUUUUCGUGUCCCCAACUGGGCAAAUCUCUCCGCCUACGCCCGCUACUCCCGUCGCGUUUGUGUCGUUCCGGACAACUACGAGUACACACCCCACCUUCCCGCCGGAUGGGACAUCAUCACCGCCCGGUGCUUCGUCGUCUACUGCAAGCAAGCCGAUAUCCAGGCGUGGUGCGUGCAAGAGAUGAGUGCGCGCAUCUCGAGCCGGACGACCUUCCCCGUUCCUCACGCCGAGAUGAUGGAAAUCGUCAUGCGGAACCGGCCGGAGACCUUGGCGAUGGCGUACGCCAGGUACGAGCUGUUGGACCGGCGCCCACGCUUCCACCUUCAUCUCGCUGCCAAAGCCGAGCUGGAUUGGCUUCUCAUUGACGACGUGGACUGGCAAGUCUACUACAUCGGUGAUGCUGGGCAGGAGAUCGACGGUCUUGCGGAUAUCUACACCACUACCGGCGACCCAGUCGUCGACGGCUGCGACCCAGAUAUCCAGCCGGAGGUGGAGGAGAGGAAGGUGGAGGAGCUGCCUGCGCUCAGGAUCAAGAAGCGCAAGUCCGGCGGCAAGAAGAAGGGCAAGGACGAGAAGAAGUCCGAGGCUGACGCAGUGAAAGACGAAGCUGCGCCUGCCGAUGGCGCUCAUGUAGCUGAGAACUGUGUCGGUCAGUGA